Molecule: messenger RNA, 1049 nt
Organism: Laetiporus sulphureus 93-53
Lineage: Eukaryota; Fungi; Basidiomycota; Agaricomycetes; Polyporales; Laetiporaceae
Exons: 2
Coding region: 42-959 (305 amino acids)
Biological process (GO): cell differentiation; regulation of transcription by RNA polymerase II
Molecular function (GO): RNA polymerase II cis-regulatory region sequence-specific DNA binding
Source: RefSeq, a predicted model, not a curated record
GCGCAGGCUCUCGACCGUCAUAACCUCCAUCAAGCUUCAAGAUGUUGACUGGAUUGUCACCGGCUCUCGAUUUAUCUUCCUUUUCCAACAAUAUUCCCGACAAAAACGUUACGACCCAGCCGAAGGGCGAAAUUCCCUUCGCACGAAGACGCUUACAACAUGACCAGACCAUCGCCCUUUUGGCGGUAUUCGAAGAGAAGACACACCCAACUAAGGAGGAACGCACUGCACUUGCAGAGGAGCUUGGUAUCGAGUUGAAGACAGUCAGCGCCUGGUUCCAAAAUAGACGUCGUACUAUCAAGAAACGAGCUGCCGCAUGGAAACGCUGUAUGCAAGAGAAUCUCCCAGAUAGCAAAGGAAACAUGUCACGCCAAGGGUCCAGGCUGUCUUUGGACUGUAUCGUUUCCUCUCGAGAACGGCCCACUGCUCCGGAUAUCCCGUCUCUACCACAACCUCCUCUUACGCCGCACAGAAUUAAUUUGCGGAUGAUGAGAAGACCGAUAACACCACUCAAACAGCCGAAGAAGCUGUGGGAGUACAUCCCCUCUUCCCCUCCUGCUCCCCCAUCAUCCCCCACUGCAGACAGCCAGCGGCUAGCAGCUCUUCCAAAGAGUUCGAGGACACUAAGGUCCCUCGAAUGGGCAUGUGCGAAGGCGAGGGCUGAGAAAAAGGUGGAAGGAGAUGCCGAUGAAGAUUUGGAUGUGCCGCAGUUAGUCCUUGAUGGCGAAACCAGAGGUGGUCAGCACGACGGCAAUGAUACGGAGGUGGAGGAUCACGAGGCAAUAACACCGGAUAACAGCAUCUGUGAGAUGGUGACAUACCAGUCUCCCUUUGGAGCUCUGGGUGAAGGGACGGAUGAGAAAGCACCCUCGGUUGACAUGGAGGCGGCGAUGGCACUGCUCGGAUUCAUGGGAAAGCGCAGUGUCGAACAGAGCGGACAGACACUAUGGGGUAUGUGAGUAUUCGAGGAACUUGCAUGUCAAUACUAGGAGUAUGUCCAGGUUUGUGAGUAUGCAACUAUGGCAAUAUGAAGUCUUUCAAGAACUACC